AAGUGGCCCCGCUUCGCCUUGAGUGGCGGCGGCUUGGCGGGAAGCUGCUGCGGGGAGUGCGCGGCGUUGGGGUCGUGCGCAUCGUGAUGCGCUGGGUUUAACUACCACGCCGAGCUGAGGGGACGGCGAGGAGCCAUGCAGGCCUUCCUCAAAGGCCCAUCCUCCAUCAGCACCAAGCCUCCAGCCGCCAAGGAGAGGAGCGCGGCGGGGAGCAGCGGGGAAGGCAAGAGGCUCAAACCCGUCCCCUGGGUGGAGAAAUAUCGCCCCAAAAACGUGGAUGAGGUCGCUUUCCAGGAUGAAGUUGUUGCUGUGCUGAAAAAGUCCUUGGAAGGCGCUGAUCUUCCCAAUCUGCUGUUCUAUGGCCCGCCUGGAACUGGAAAGACCUCCACUAUUUUAGCAGCUGCCCGAGAACUCUUUGGGCCUGAACUAUUCCGACAAAGAGUCCUGGAGUUGAAUGCCUCUGAUGAGCGUGGGAUACAGGUGAUCCGCGAGAAAGUGAAGGCUUUUGCUCAGCUCACGGCGUCUGGAAGCAGAGCAGAUGGUGAAGUUUGUCCUCCUUUUAAGAUUGUGAUCCUGGAUGAAGCAGACUCUAUGACCUCAGCAGCCCAGGCAGCCUUAAGACGCACAAUGGAAAAAGAAUCUAAAACAACACGUUUUUGCCUUAUUUGUAACUACAUCAGCAGAAUAAUCGAACCUUUAACAUCUCGAUGCUCCAAAUUCCGUUUCAAACCUUUGUCAGACGAAAUCCAGCAACAGAGGCUAUUGGGUGUUUCUGAGAAGGAAAAUGUGAAAAUCACUAGUGAGGCAAUAUCUUACCUUGUUAAAGUGUCAGAUGGGGACUUAAGAAAAGCAAUCACUUACCUUCAAAGUGCCACUCGCUUGAUGGGUGGGAAGGAGAUCACAGAGAAGACUGUUACUGAAAUUGCUGGGGUCAUCCCAAGAGAAACAAUAGAUGGACUGCUGUCUGCCUGUUGGAGUGGCUCGUUUGAGAAACUGGAAGCAGCAGCAAAGAAUCUUAUAAAUGAGGGCUAUGCUGUUGCUCAGCUCAUAAGCCAGCUUCAUGAUCUUGUUGUUGAGAGCGAAGACUUCAGUGACAAGCAGAAAUCAAUCAUUGUUGAGAAGCUUGCAGAAGUGGACAAAUGCUUGGCAGAUGGUGCUGAUGAAUACUUGCAGUUGAUAAGUCUGUGUGCCCUUGUGAUGCAGCAGCUAACACGAAACACCUAGCUCCUCCAGCAGCAGUUACCUUGGUGGUUGUGGGAUCUGCCUACUCUUGUAUUGCUUUUACAAUAAAGUAACUGCUCAGUAAA
Messenger RNA from Tympanuchus pallidicinctus (lesser prairie-chicken), 1307 nucleotides. It is a transcript of the gene RFC4, whose product is annotated as replication factor C subunit 4. The transcript is spliced from 10 exons. The record is from RefSeq and is a predicted model, not a curated record. Lineage: Eukaryota; Metazoa; Chordata; Aves; Galliformes; Phasianidae. Gene Ontology annotation, cellular component: nucleus; DNA replication factor C complex. Gene Ontology annotation, biological process: DNA repair; DNA-templated DNA replication. The coding region runs from base 136 to 1224 and encodes 362 amino acids. Gene Ontology annotation, molecular function: ATP binding; DNA binding; ATP hydrolysis activity.